Molecule: messenger RNA, 2218 nt
Organism: Cutaneotrichosporon oleaginosum
Lineage: Eukaryota; Fungi; Basidiomycota; Tremellomycetes; Trichosporonales; Trichosporonaceae
Biological process (GO): regulation of DNA-templated transcription
Cellular component (GO): nucleus
Molecular function (GO): DNA-binding transcription factor activity, RNA polymerase II-specific; zinc ion binding
Source: RefSeq, a predicted model, not a curated record
CGAUUCUCGCAGCGACGAGGACGCCCACCCAUCUCGCCCCAUCAUCCGAGGCCCAGCGCAGCACUAUAGCCAGUUGCCUGCCAAUUCCGCCACGGGCCGCCCGCGCAAAGCCGAAGCCGUCCGCUCCGCCAGUCGUCAGGUGAUGGCUUAUCGAGAAUCCCGAACCGAUGCCCACUUCGCCCUGGCGGGGGCCAGCAAUUCCGCCACCCAUUCUCCCCAGCUCAGCCAGCUUGUGCUCGAUACAAUCCCGACUUUCGAUAUCGACACCAUGCCGAGCGAGGGCGACGAGCCCCCCGCGAAGCGCGCACGUCCAGGCCGCGGCCGCGUCCGCCAGGCAUGCCAGGAGUGCCGCGACGCCAAGCUCCGCUGCGACCUCGGCGACCCCGGCGAGCCGAAGGAUCCGCCGUGCGAGCGCUGUGCCCGCUCAGGCCGCGAAUGCCGCUUUGUCGGCAGCCACCUGCACCACAAACCGCGCAAGAUGACGUACCGCAAACGCGAGGGAUCGUCGCACGGCCAUGACGCCCUUCCUGCGCUCUCACAGGCGCAGGCGAAGGCGCACGCCGUGCCCGCGCCGCACGCACGCCGGCAGAGCUUCCCGCUGAAGCCGGCACUGUCGACGAGCCCCGAGGUGUUCGAGCACCGUACCGGGAGCUCGGAGCCGUCGCGCCCCGCACGCAGUCCGUAUAGGUCCGGCAUAAAUCUCGAGGCGACGAUUGAGACGCCAGCGGACGCCCUGCGCAUCCUUGUCGCGGCCGCAGACGAGGAGGCGACGCAGGCGACAGCUGCGCCAGCACACCGCGACGGCAAGAUCUGGAACCAGUGGGAGCCGGUGCGGGACGGCCUUUUGACGACUGGCGAAGCGCGCACCCUCCUAGGCUUCUAUGCAGCACAUCUUGGCCCGCUCCACCCGGUCGUGCCCUCAAGCUUGUUUCUGACGAAGCAAUUCACUGAUCUGCUCGACGAGCCCAUCCUUCUCGCGACCAUCUGUCUGGCCGCCAGCCGCUUCUGCGAUCUCGGUCCGUCGUACGUCUCGACGGAGCCGCUGCGCUCACGCGUGAUCCAAGGCCGCCUCGUCGACUGGCUCCUAACCCGCCUCGGCUACCUCACCAUGGGGGACCCGACUUUCCGAACCAUCGGGACGGUCGAGGCGCUCCUCGUGCUCUCCGAGUGGCCGCCGCGCGCGCUUCUCCUCAAAGACCCAUCUCGGGCGCGUGCAUCUACCCUCUCGAGCGCGUGCAAGCUCUUCGACGAUUUGGCGUGGACGCUUACGGGCCUCGCGCUGCGCAUCGCGCAGGAAAUCUCACUACACGACGAAAAGGGGUAUAGCAAAGAAAGCGAGGAGGCGCUCGCGACGACACGGCGCAAGAUGAACGCGUGGAUCAACUGCCUCGCCGCCGACCGACACGUGUCUGUGCGCCUGGGCCGUGUUUCCCUCGUGCAAGCGAAAAUGUCCACCAACUGGUGGGAGGUAUGGGGCGACCUCGUGUUCGUGCACACGGGCUCGGAGAUCCUGCGCGACUUCAGCGACGACUCGUGGCGGGCGACCCAGGCCGUUACGGAGCUGACGCACAACCUCGGCCUCGUUCAGGAACUGAUGUACGCGUCGCCGAGCUUGACGAACGACUUGAUACGGACGCGCCAGUUCGAGCCCCUCUUGCACCGCCUCAAACCCGAGCUCGACAGUAUCCGGCAGUGGCUGAUCCCGACAGCGCGCGUGGACGGCGCCGACGUCGAUGCUGACGACGCCGAGGCGGAGGCCGCGGAGCUACGCAAUAUCCUCAUGCGCCUGGAAAUAGAUUACAUCCGCCUGUACGCCAACUCGAUCAGUAUGCGGGCGGCGCACCACCGCCUCGCCCCGCGUCUGCGCAGCACGGCCACGCACCGCCGCUUCUUCGAAAGCUCGAUCCUACGCUGGGCCGAGGCCCCUUUCCUUCUCGAAGCGGUCGAAGCCGCGAUCAGCCUCAUGCGUGCCGGCGUUGACCUGCACCAGCGCGGCGUGCUGCGCUUCUGUCCCGGCCGUACCUUUUUGCGAAUGGCGAGUUUCCGAAGUUGUUCAUGCAAGACUGACAUCAGAUGUUCGCCUCCGUCUUCCUCAUCAAAGCGAUGAGCUUCGGCGCGGUCGUGCAGGACGAGUCGGACAUGGUGAAUCUGCAGUACGACCUGAUCGAGGCGCUGCGCGACGCGGCUGUCGACGAAGAUCACAUUGCGGUGCAGCUCG